Messenger RNA from Trichoderma reesei QM6a, 1334 nucleotides. RefSeq lists its product as hypothetical. The transcript has 2 exons. Lineage: Eukaryota; Fungi; Ascomycota; Sordariomycetes; Hypocreales; Hypocreaceae. The record is from RefSeq and is a predicted model, not a curated record. The annotation marks the transcript as partial.
CAUUGCGUUUGAUCAAUCAGUCAAUCAUUUUAUCGAUUGUGAUUGAGCAAUCCACGGUGCUUGAUCCUAGGAGCCAACCCGGCGCGGGUUUCACGUGCGGUGGCCUGCGCAGAGUCACUUCCUCCUCACAUCAAAGACGGAUUCACAACGCUAUCUUUCUUCCUUCUACAAGCUCUCCUGCAGUUGCCAAGGACCUUUUAUUCAUGAGAAGAAGAAACAUCAAGAGACCAUCGACUGCCCACAAAGCACAGACAACGGCAAGCAUGAAUGCGAGACUCUCAACCGACGACGUCAUCUCUAUUUCUUCGUCGUCUGACUCCGAUUCUGACUGCCGAAUUGUGAGAGUCGUUCCAUCGCCCAGUAAACGAGGCAAGAACAAAACGGCGAGAUGGGAGAGCAAGCCUUCCACUGUUAUCAGGUGGAAGAGAGAAGCGGCUAUGACGGGACGCAGAGGCAGGGAGAUGAUGACUCGUCAACGCGGCAAGGCAGAUGAUAAAGAUCGUCUUGGCACGAAGUCGACCUCAAGGGUAUACAGAAAGUGGUUGACUGAGGACUCGAUGGAAAGACGCAGGGAUGCCGUUUGUGAUGGUCGUCUCCAGGGUACGAAGCAGACGCUUCUCAGGGACGGUCACUUGUCUGUUACGGGAGAAGAUGCCCAAGCGAACCACCAGCACUCUGUCGAUCCGAACCUGUCAACCGCAUCAUUUCCGUUCUUGUCUCAAGGCUCGCAACGCAGACUGGAAGUUCGGCAUCAAGGAGGAGAUGAUCAUAGGGGUGCGCGUUCGAGGUCUUGCUCCACGGCGACUCUCGACUUUUCUCCCAGAAUGCGCGCCGCUCUACUUGAAGACGAUACGGAUGGGGGGAGGGAUAAACAGGAACUGUUCAGCAUGCUCGAUGGGUCAUCCGAUACGAUCGAGUUUGAUGAUGCACCACGCUGUCUGGAGUGGAACUCUGGAGGAGCUGUAUCGCCAAGCAACGCCUACCCUACGCCAUCUCUAGAAACUAUGCUGAAAGGGGAGUCGAAUGCAGAUGGAGCUCGAUUGACAAGAAAGCGUCGAUCUCGUCACAAGUCCCAUGCAAAUGAUGAUCCGUCCAGAUCGACAGGCGGUUCGCGACAUCGCAUAAGCGCAUGGGCAGCCGCUCAGAGAGAUCGCCAUCAGCUGCCCCCGAUCAGAAGUGGUCCGAUGUGGGAGUCCAUCAUCAACGUCGGUGCUUUCAGCGCUCUGCCAGGGCCAUUGUUUACUCGGCCGAAAAGGGUGCUGCGUGAGGUUACCUAUGAGGACACCAUGAGAGAGAGAGCGAGGAGAAAGAGGAAGCAAGAGCUGACUAUGUGA